This is a messenger RNA of Diplodia corticola, 792 nucleotides long. RefSeq lists its product as uncharacterized. The record is from RefSeq and is a predicted model, not a curated record. Gene Ontology annotation, molecular function: nucleic acid binding; RNA-DNA hybrid ribonuclease activity. The transcript has 2 exons. Bases 1 to 792 code for a protein of 263 amino acids. Lineage: Eukaryota; Fungi; Ascomycota; Dothideomycetes; Botryosphaeriales; Botryosphaeriaceae.
AUGCCUUCCUCUCAGGUGGUUUACACAGUCGAUGGCGUGUGGUGUGUCGACAGCACCAUGGCGGUCAUGAACUCGAAGGAAGACCUCGAAGUCAAGAACUGGACAGGAGACUUCACCAAAGAUGCACCACUUGAUUAUCAAGUCAUCUUGAGGCCAAGCGUCAGCGACAGGGUCAGGGCCUCGAGGCACUAUCACAGCAUCGCUGAUGAAGAUUUGCUGGUUCUCUCCACCGACGGUUCCGUCGCAGAGCGAGGCAAACGCGGUGGUUGGGCCGCGAUCCAGUCGGCACCGGGAGACCGACUCAUUCACUUCACGUCCGGUUCCAUGACGUGGGCCGAAAGGCCACCGUGGGCCAUUGUGCCCUGGGAAGACGAGAAGAAGGUCCGCUCGGGUGAGAUGGAGCUUCGAGCCGCUUCGGAGGCUCUCGAGAAGGCAGUCGAGAUGAUUGUCCAGCGCAGGGCGCAGAGGAAGUCGACAUGGAAGACCAUUGUCGUGCUCUCCGACUGUGAACUUGUGCUCAAGAGUGUCGGCCGGUACCGGCUUUCUGCUGGUCAAACUCGUGUUUACGAGUACUGCAAUAUCUCGAUCCUCCAGAGUCGCGAGACGCUGAACAAGUAUGGCGUGGGCUGCGUGUUUGAGAUGACGAAGGGUCAUUCCGACGUCGCUCCAAACGUUGCUGCCGACAUGGUUGCUGGGGCCCAGUCAGGGUGCAAAUCAUGGCGCCGGGUCAGAAGGUGGAGGAACCCUCAUGGCGGAAAUCCCAUUGAGGAGCUUCCGUCACCGACACGCUAA